This is a messenger RNA of Trichomonas vaginalis G3, 620 nucleotides long. Its product is annotated as phage tail repeat-like family. The record is from RefSeq and is a predicted model, not a curated record. The transcript has a single exon. Lineage: Eukaryota; Parabasalia; Trichomonadida; Trichomonadidae. The annotation marks the transcript as partial.
AUGACAGAUGAGUUUCUGUUUCAAGACAAUAAGAACCAUACUGUCUGUAUAAAUCCAACAAAAGGAACUUUAAACGAGAAACCUAUAAAUGAACUUCUUUUGAAAGCAGAUGUUGGCAACAAAGCUGACAAAGAAUAUGUAGACGAUGCAAUAGCAAAAGAAGAAGAAAGAGCAGAUGCAACAUAUGCAACAAAAGAACAUACUCAUCCUGAACUAGCAGACAAAACAUAUGUUGACAAUAAAAUGUCAAGUGAAGUGACGAGAGCUGAAAACGAAUAUUCUAAAAAGACUCAUACACAUUCUAUAUCUGAAAUAACAGACUUACAAGAAACCUUAAACAGUAAAAGUGCCGUUGGACAUACACAUACCAUUGCAAAUAUUACAAACUUACAAGAAACCUUAAACAGGAAAAGUGCCGUUGGACAUACACAUACAUCUUCUGAAAUAACAGACUUAAACGUUAGCCUUGAAAAUAAAGCAGAUAAAACAUAUGUCAAUGAAAUAUACCAAAGUUUGCUAGGAACAAAAAAUAUUGAAACUAUUGUUGGUGACUUUUCUGUCAAUGAAGAAAACAAAUAUUUUAGAUGGCAGUUGGUACAGUCCUUAGAAAAUGGUACACG